Vicia villosa (hairy vetch) is the source of this 1923-nucleotide messenger RNA. Its product is annotated as zinc finger BED domain-containing protein RICESLEEPER 2-like. The transcript is spliced from 4 exons. The coding region runs from base 1 to 1923 and encodes 640 amino acids. The record is from RefSeq and is a predicted model, not a curated record. NCBI's taxonomy places the organism in Eukaryota, Viridiplantae, Streptophyta, Magnoliopsida, Fabales, Fabaceae. Gene Ontology annotation, molecular function: DNA binding; protein dimerization activity.
AUGUCAUAUAGUACAUCACUUGAAUCAUUUGGAGGUUCACCACCAAAAGAUGGAGAAGAAUGCCAAAAUUUAUUGAAUCCUAUCAUUGAUUUAGAUGCAAAUACAAAUCAAGAACCACUAACAAAUGAAUCAACACCAGCAAAUGAAGUUGUGAAUGAAGAAAAUGUUGAGAGCAGUGACGUUAUUAUUCAAGAGUCCAAGAGGAAGAAAACUUAUCUAGUUUCGGAUCACUUCAAAAAAGUGGAAUCAAAGAAUGGAAAAAAAUGGAAAUGCAUACACUGUAAAAAGAAUUAUGUUGUUGUUGCUAGUGGAUCAACUAGUCAUUUUAUGAGGCAUUUAAAACAGAUUUGUCAUGUUUACAAGAAGCUAGCAGCACAACAACAAAAAUUAAAUUUUCAGCCAGCAAAAAGCAUGAUUGAUGAGAAGCUUUCUGGACCACUACUUAUGAACGCAGGGGCUAAAUAUGACCAUGAAAGACAACGAGAAGCCACUUCACAUUGGAUUAUGAUGUAUGAACAUGCAUUUAGUAUUGUUGAAGAAGAAGGUUUUCUUUUUAUGAUGAAAUGUUAUAAUAUUUCAUAUGAGAAAAUUAGUCGAAAAACAUUGAAGAAUGAUUGCAUUGCUGUUUAUGAAGCUGAAAGAAAAAAGUUGAAGUCUACUUUGAGGAAAAAACGCAUUCUUAGUUGUGUUCAUGUUCCUCCUCCUCGGCGUGGUGUUGAUAUUGCUGAUGCAAUCCUCAAAUGUCUUAAAGAUUGGGGCAUUGAAAAUAAAAUAUUUAGUGUGUCAGUGGAUAAUGCACUCUACAAUGAUAGAUAUGGUAUUGGGAAAAUAGCAAAAAUAGUUGAAAACGUGCGUGAAAGUGUGAAGUUCAUCAAUCAGUAUGAAGCAAGGUUGCAAACAUUCUCACAAAUAGUUCAACAACUAAAGCUUAGUGGUAAAAAAUUAAUUCUUGAUUGCCCUACUCGUUGGAACUCCACUUAUCAAAUGUUGUCAGUUGCAAUGCAAUUCAAAGAAGUCUUCCCUCGUUUUCAAGAUCGAGAACCAAGCUAUACGACUCUUCUAGAUGAUGAUGAUUGGGAAAAGGUUGAAAAAGUUUCCAAGUUGCUAGAGGUAUUUAAUGUUGUUACAAAUAUUAUUUCUGGUAGUGAAUAUGCAACUGCUAACUUAUAUCUUGCUGAGGUGUUUCGAAUCAAGCUAGUUUUAGAUCAAGCUAUCAAUGAUGAAUCUGAUUUUAUGAAAGAAAUGGCAAAAGCGAUGAAGGAGAAAUUUGACAAAUAUUGGAGUCAAUGUAAUCUUGUCAUGUCCCUUGCUUCUGUUUUAGACCCUAGGAUCAAAAUGAUGGGUGUUAACAUGUGUUUUCCCUUAAUUUAUUCGAAAGAUGAAGCUAGAAAAAAUAUAGAAAAUGUGCGUAUUGCUCUUGAUGACAUGUACAAAGAGUAUGUUGAUCUACCUAGUGAUCAUAAUGAAGAAGGAUCUAGUAGAACUAGUGUUGAUCAAAAUGGGCUUAUUUUGGAGCCACAAAAAUCCUCAGGGUGGUCAUUGUUAAUGAAUUAUGUUGAAGAGCAACAAGCAAUUCCUGCUGUAAAAUCUGAAAUUGAAGAGUACUUGAAUGAUCCAACUUACAAACCAAAAGAUAAUGGUCACAUGUCAUUUUGUGCCUUGGAAUGGUGGAAAUUGAAUAGUGGAAAAUAUAGAGUGUUGUCCUGUAUGGCAGCAGAUGUUCUUGCCAUUCCAAUAUCUACUGUGACUUCGAAGUCAACUUUUAGCGCCGGAGGGAGAGUUAUUGAUUCAUUCCGAGCUUCUUUAAAUUCAUCUACUGUCGAAGCUUUAAUUUGUGGUGGUGAUUGGCUUCGAAUAUUGCAUGGGAUUAGGAACAAACCUAAGGUGGAGCAAGUGCAAACAGAAAUUACAUUACUCCCUUGA